This is a messenger RNA of Caenorhabditis remanei, 600 nucleotides long. RefSeq lists its product as uncharacterized. The record is from RefSeq and is a predicted model, not a curated record. NCBI's taxonomy places the organism in Eukaryota, Metazoa, Nematoda, Chromadorea, Rhabditida, Rhabditidae. The transcript is spliced from 3 exons. Bases 1 to 600 code for a protein of 199 amino acids.
AUGAUUGGGUGGUCGUUGUUGGCAAUUCAGCGGAUAAUUCUUUAUUAUUGGCCGAAGAGAGUGAAUCUAUUGAAUUUCUCUGGAGACGCUAUGUCUACAGUAUUCUGGAUAAGCAGGAUCGGGUUGAUAUUGAGAGUGGUAGUGGAAGGAUUGGGGUAUUGGUGGUAUCCGGGAGUUGUGAUGACCUACUACCUCAUCUUCAACCUAUACCUGCUCCUAACAACAAUUUUAACCAUUUCUACUGGCGUCCGCUCCACAAAGACCUGCGCCGAGUAUGUAGUAUGGCAAUUCGCCUUGCCUGUGUUAUUGAAAUUAAUCUACACACCAGUUCUUUAUUUUCUACUCACAAUAUACUUUAGCGCGUUUGAAAUUCUAGUUAUCAUCAAAAUCCUAGAUUUCUAUGUCACACUUAUCAUAAUUUCCUUUAGCUUGGGCUUUGGUGAACCCCCAAAAAUUAUACCCGGCCGCAGCCCUGGUUUAGCAGAAUUGAGGUCUACAGUUGGUGUGUUGAAUGUGUUGCCAUUAUAUCAUCCAGACUUUCCACAUGCUGAGACAGUGCCAAAGAAUUAUGGGUUCCUACACGAACGGGCGAGGAUGUGA